Molecule: messenger RNA, 2100 nt
Organism: Aptenodytes forsteri (emperor penguin)
Lineage: Eukaryota; Metazoa; Chordata; Aves; Sphenisciformes; Spheniscidae
Gene: KCNC4
Product: potassium voltage-gated channel subfamily C member 4
Exons: 5
Coding region: 1-2100 (699 amino acids)
Biological process (GO): protein homooligomerization; potassium ion transmembrane transport
Cellular component (GO): voltage-gated potassium channel complex; dendrite membrane; axon
Molecular function (GO): delayed rectifier potassium channel activity; protein binding
Source: RefSeq, a predicted model, not a curated record
AUGCAAGGCUCGAUUUUUCCAGCACGGUUUUCCUUCGGGCUCCACGCUCUCCCGCUGGUGCAGCCCCGGGUGGUUUGGGUGUGGAGCUACGCCAGCCUCCACCCGCUCAGGAUCCGGCCCUGGAAGCUGUCGAGUUGCAGUUACAGUUGGAGCAGGGCUUUCGUGGUGUCCCAUCUCUGCCCCCCUCUCCCGCCUCCGCCGACCCCCAGCUCCUCGCCCGGAGGAAGGGUGCGCGUAGCGUGCAUCUCCCAUCCACCGAAAUCUAUGAUCAGCUCGGUGUGUGUCUCCUCCUACCGUGGACGCAAGUCUGGGAACAAACCACCCUCCAAAACAUGCCUGAAGGAAGAGAUGGGCAAAGGGGAAGAGUCGGACAAGAUCACCAUCAAUGUAGGUGGUACCCGGCACGAGACCUACAAAAGUACCCUACGGACUUUGCCGGGCACCCGCCUGGCCUGGCUCGCUGACCCCGAUGCCCAGAGCAACUUUGACUUUGAUGGUAAAAGCAAUGAGUUCUUCUUCGACCGUCACCCCGGGAUCUUCUCCUACGUGCUCAACUACUACCGUACCGGCAAGCUGCACUGCCCCGCAGACAUCUGCGGACCCCUCUUCGAGGAGGAGCUGACCUACUGGGGCAUCGAUGAGACGGACGUGGAGCCCUGUUGCUGGAUGACCUACCGCCAGCAUCGCGAUGCUGAAGAGGCCCUGGACAUCUUCGAGAGUCCCGAGCCUGGUGGAGGGGCCGCUGGAGAGGAGCCUGAAGAGGAAGGGGGUAGGGAGAUGGCCCUUCAACGCCUGGGCAUGGAUGACAGGCCGCCAGGGGCAGCGGGGGCUGCCGGAGGGGGUGGCUGCUGUCGGAAUUGGCAGCCCAGGAUGUGGGCGCUCUUUGAGGAUCCCUACUCGUCCAAGGCGGCAAGGGUAGUUGCUUUUGCCUCGCUUUUCUUCAUCCUGGUCUCCAUCACAACCUUCUGCCUGGAGACGCACGAGGCCUUCAACAUCGACGUCAAUGUGACGGAGACCCUCGUGGUUGGCAACACCACGACGAUCCUGCUGACGCAUAAAGUGGAGACGGAGCCCAUCCUCACCUACAUCGAAGGGGUCUGUGUCCUGUGGUUCACGCUCGAGUUCCUGGUUCGCAUCAUCUGCUGUCCAGAUAAGCUUCUCUUUGUUAAAAACCUGCUCAACAUCAUUGACUUUGUGGCCAUCUUGCCCUUCUACCUGGAGGUAGGUCUCAGCGGCCUGUCCUCCAAAGCUGCCCGGGACGUACUGGGCUUCCUACGGGUGGUCCGUUUCGUCCGGAUCCUCCGGAUCUUCAAGCUGACACGGCACUUUGUGGGUCUUCGGGUGCUGGGCCACACACUCCGGGCCAGCACCAACGAAUUUCUGCUCCUCAUCAUCUUCCUCGCCUUGGGGGUCUUGAUUUUCGCCACUAUGAUCUACUAUGCUGAGCGGAUUGGAGCCAAGACGUCUGACCCCCGCGGGAGCGAUCAUACUCACUUUAAGAACAUCCCCAUUGGGUUCUGGUGGGCGGUGGUCACGAUGACGACCCUGGGCUACGGCGACAUGUACCCCAAGACCUGGUCGGGCAUGGUGGUGGGGGCUCUCUGUGCGUUGGCCGGGGUGCUCACCAUCGCCAUGCCUGUGCCCGUCAUUGUCAAUAACUUUGGGAUGUACUAUUCGUUGGCCAUGGCCAAGCAGAAGCUGCCAAAGAAGAAGAAAAAGCAUAUACCCCGUCCGGCCCCGCUGGACUCCCCUACCUACUGCAAAUCUGAGGAAAACUCCCCCCGUAACAGCACCCAGAGCGACACUUGCCCGUUGGCGGUAGAGGAGGGGGCGGCUGAGCGGAAACGGUCAGACUCUAAGCAGAACGGUGAGGCCAACGUGGUGCUGUCAGAUGAGGAGCAGCCGCUGUCACCGACCGAUGAGGAGAAACGGCCUAUACGGCGCUCCAGCACCCGGGAUAAGAACAAGAAAUCCUCCACGUGCUUCCUGCUGGCCACGGGUGACUUCUCCUGUGCAGCGGAUGGAGGCAUCCAGAAAGACACCUGCCAAGACGUCCUCUCUUCCAGUUACCCCCAGGGUGAGGUGGUCACCUUCUCCUGA